AAAUCGUUUUGUAGUUCUGUUUGUAAAAAUUGUGCUUUUCGUUUGUGAUUUUCAUAGUGUUUUGUGUUAAUGAACUUAUUCAAGUUUACAGUAAAUUAAUUACCAAAGAUGGAGGAAGAUCUGUUUUCCUUUGGCAACAGUUUAAACUCUUUCAUUGAGAAAAACCAACCCAAUGAAGCAGAAAAAUUCCUAUCUCAGAUUAAUCGAACAUUUACACUCACUGAGCUACCAGCUUUAACCAUCGAUACGUACUUUUUGAACAUAUUCAAUAAGACGACCGGCCUUUUGAAUUUUGUAAAACGUGUUUUACAUAAACCCGAGUACAAAAAGGUGAAGAUAGUCUGUUUCGAAUUUUUAAAUACGCUUGUCCGUAAUUUUCCCGUUAAAAUUGGGGGACACUUAUUGGACAUUAUAGAAACUUGCGCUCCUGUGGUUCGAUCGUCUUGUUCGGUCAGUGAAAAGGAGAAGUCAUUGGAGCUGAUCACCUUAAUUAUCGAUAAAGGUGUCUUUCCUUCAGAUUGUGAGGAUGUGGAAAGAGAAAUAGCAGUUUUAUAUAAAGACACGUUGUUUAAAUGUCUUUAUAGCAGAUUUGAUAAAAGUUCAUCAGUUCAAGAAGAGCUUUUGAUAGUAAUUGGAGCAGUAACAAAAAAAUUUCCAUCAGCCAUUUCGAACGCAAACGAAUUAGGAAAUACCCUAGUAAAUCUCCUGAAUAGAGAGCUGCAAACUACAAACAAAUCAAUGCCGAUUAUACACGGUUGCGUUGCUGCGCUAUCGAACUUUUUGGAAAAUUUCGGGUUCAACAGUCAGAAUAGUGAUGCGGUUUUUCUCAAGAUCUACAGCUGUCUUAAGAUGUUAGCGGAUCCCGGUGGCGCACACAGAAAAAUAGCAUUUAGAGAAUCUUCGUCACUUUUGGCUAAGCACGUGGUACUGUUCUCGCAGUACGUUUAUCCGGAAGCGAAGUUCUGGCACACGUCAUUCUUGAAUUGGUUCAAUCUUGGAGCCGAAGACAAGAAGUCCGCGUAUAAUGUUUUGGAGUCGUUUCUCCAGGAAAUCGCGAACGUGCUCAGUGCUCGGGAAGACCAGGAGCUGUUUCAAUAUUUUCUUACCUACUUUAACAAGGUUAUCUUCGAAGGUACCGUGGAUAACUACCAAAUGCAGUUGGCAAUCCGCGGAUUGGGCCUGUUUGCCUGUUGUUUUCGCUUGCAUAUUUCUGCAGUGGAAAUCAACCACAUCUUCGUUACCAUUUCACAAAUAUUGGAGAAUACCUACAUAUUAACCGAGGAUUUGAGUCCUGAUCAAAUUGCGUACUUGCCACAUUACGUGCAAACCUUAUCCUUUAUCAUUACCAAUUUGCCCGAAUUGAACAACAGUCACAUUGUCAGUCUUCAACUAAUAUCAGUCGUGCUAAUUAAAGUGUUCCCACAGUUAUCGACUUUGCAGCAUUACUUAGUCGUGGACGCCUUCAUCGUUAUGUUCCACCAACUGUUGCAAUGCGAAAAAAAUGUUCUCGAAUCGUUUCUUGAAGAAAUCAUCUAUCAGGGCGUGAUAUGGACUUGCUCACAUCAGAUUUUUUCGGACGCGGAACAGUUGAAGGAUACCAAUCGUGAAGCAAUCACUUAUAAGAAUUACCUUCCAUUUUGGAACGGUAUGCUCGGGGUUAUGAAUUUGACCAGGUACGAAAAAUACGCGAUUGAUUUAACGAAGCGGAAACAUCUCCUCAAAAAACUAACCAACGCACUCGUGAAGACGCUCUUUGUGCUUAUCAAUAAAUUAAACCUCAAAACUAAACUAAAAAACCCCGAUAAUCCAGUCACCGAUCCAGAAUCGGCAUUCGAAGCCCUGCAAACUAGUGACUUUGUCGUUUUCGUUAACGUUGUGGAUUUUUAUCAAGAUAUCCUACGCAACGUGAGCCCCGAGAUUUUUAAGGGUUGGAUUAGUCAGUGUGUUAAUCAGAUUAUUUAUAAGUCACUCCAGUAUCCUCUCGUGAGCGGCUUCUACAAGCUACUAACUUCGUGUUUACAAAUUUGUGACAAACUCAACUACUUUAAUGAGACCCAGUUGGAAAUGGAGGAUGUGAGGAUGAGCUACAAUUCCAUUCUGCAAUUCGUCGAAGAUAUGCUUUGGAAAAUGAAACAGUAUAAGGGAGACUUACAAAUUGCUUGCCUGAAUGUACUUCUCACUACUCCCAUUGGUAUAGUAAAGGAAAUACUUCCCAGAGCAGUUCCCGCGUUUGUCGUCUUGUUUUCGGUCGGCCGUAGUUACUUGCACAUUGCAGGCUUGGGGGUCGAUGUCUUACUGAGGUGGUAUAAGAGCUUACCUGCGAUCGAAAUCGAGCCCUUUUUGGCGGAGGUUUUGCCUUGUUUAGAUUCUUAUUUAAAAAGUAGGUCUUUGGGAGGAGGCUUAGAAUCUAACUUGGUAGUAAAGCACCGGAAAACAAAGAAGGCGCUUAGCAAAAGGAAGGUCUUGGUACAAACAGAAUUGGAACUAUUUAAACUACAAACGAAAAUUAUUACUUUAAUCGGGCAACUUAAUACCAAUUUAUGCAUGGCGUUUAUUAACCCGAAGGAUAACCCUAAACCAGUCGUAUGGAACAAAGCUCCCUCUUUGAAAGUACACCUUCCUUACAAUAACAAGUUAACGCUGUACUUCGAUAAAUUCGUACCGAGAAUCGUCGAGCUGUCCCUAUAUUCGAGUGACCGUAAGAUGCGUUUAGCGGCAUGCGAGUUAUUACACGCCGUUGUCCUGAUUUUGUUAGGAUCAAGUCAUCCGAUGGAUGACAAGAAGAAGAAGGACGUCGAUUAUUUAGUAAGAAGUGUUGCGGAGCCUGUGUUAAAACUAGGUUGUGACUCGGACGAAGUAGUUGCGCAGCUGUUUUCCUCGCUAGCUGUUCAAAUGAUGCACUAUUACUCGCAUCCUCGUCAAAUGAAUAUGUCGCAUACUGAAAUAAUUAUUGAAACUUUAACGGAAUCCAUUACCAAUCCGUCCGAUUCCGCCUUACGAGACUUAUCUGGGAAGUGUAUUCAAGAAUUUAUUAAAUGGACAAUCAAGCAAGCGAAAACGAGGGAUUUGGAACGAAAUCCGAUCAAUAUCAAAAUUUGGAUCCGAAAUAUCCAAUCUUUAAGUGCUCAUCCCGAUCCAUUUAAAAGAUUGGGCGCGGCGCUGAUAUUUAACCAUAUCUACACGGAUUUAAGAGAAGAAAAGGAGAUGUUUAACAUGUUUUGGUUGGAAAUACUGGAAGCUUUUGUUACCAACUUAUCGCUAACGCAAAUACGUAAUGCGGAUGAUAACAAUUGUGUCGAACAAGUAUUGAUCGCGUUAAAUCAUGUACAAAGAGGAUUUGUUGAAAAAAGCGCGCUGUUCAACGCGAAUUCCAACACGAGAAGGAAACCUCCGGUUAUGGAUGGCAUUCUAUUGAAGGACGUCGCCAUGUGGCUUUUAAAAGAAACCGGCAAUAUCAACAUCAACUGUCGAAAGAAAUGUAUGGAUAUGUUUUGUAAAAUUGCCCCAUUAUCAACCGGCUGCCAUAACAGCUUGAACAGGUUCAAAGAAUUGUACAUUACUGGUACCGAGUGGAUUAAUUCGACGUACGAGACCGAACUAAUGAAGUACCCAACGAUAAACCACUUAGGCAGUUCAAAUACGACUGAUGGAAUAUUUAAAUGGUGUCACGGUCUUUUGUGUUGUCUCGACGGUUACAUUUUCCUUUUGGCCAACAAUCUCAUGCCAAAAGACGCCGCUCCGCUAUUUACAUCGGUGGACUUUUUUCUCGAUCAUGUCUUGGAAAAAAAUAUUGGAGAAGUUGUGAGGUUGAACUGUUCCAAUAGCAUCUACACGGCUGAAGAAAGGAAAUAUUUUAACCACUGCAAAUCCUUAAUUGUGACAAAGUUGAUGGACUUGAUUGUGACCAUUUUUAAAAGUCGUGCGGAACCUUUUGCCAUUGGAGUGAAUUUCUUGCCCGAACACAGUUUGUGGAAUUUAGUUUGUCUUCGGAUUUUCGAUCCGGUUGUACUCGGAUUUGAUCAGAUGGAAAAUUCUGAAGACGUUUCGAUUUUUUUGAAUAACCUCAGCGACCACGCCCCUGAGAAUGUUAUUUCGUGUUUACAAACGGGCUUUCAGAGUCAUGUCAAUAAAUUUAACAUCACGAACAAGCUUGGGUCCGGCAUUGUACCCUUUAAAGAAAGGCAGUUAAUUAAGGGACUUAUGACCAUUAAAGGUACUCGGAUGAAGGACAAAUUGAAUGUGGACUCUUACAGUUCGGGUAUACUUCAAAACAUUCACGACGAAUUAAUCGUGCAUAGAGAUGGCAAAAUUUAUGCCAAAGAUCUGCACAAAAGCGCCACCGAGUACUGUCAUCUGAAGUUGCAGUUCGCUUUGGACAAUAAAGAUGAGUUUGUCAAGAUGUGCCAGCUGUUAUGUGUUGAGACUAUGAUUAUUACCGAUCAACAGAAGGAGAUUAAGUACGGGUAUUACUUUUUUGAAAAAUUUAAAGACUCGUUACUUAAAUAUCUUGUGAACAAUUACGCUGUAUUUCUCAGCGAAAUGUCUCAAACGAACAUAAACGAGUCUUUAUUUACAUACGUCUUCGAGAUUCUGCGCUAUAUACGGCAUAAUCGUAAACAAUUUUCACGAGACGUAUUACAAGACGUGGUCGAGUCUUCCUUGCAGUUAUGGAACGGAUUAGUUACAUAUUUUAAUGGAAGCUGUAAGCAAAUAUUGUUGGGUAUCGAAUUUUUGGCCAAAUUGGGCGAUAUCAGUCAGGUGCCGUUAAGUGACUUGAUAAAAAAUGCGUCCAGUAUUAGUUUAUGGGUGAUCGGGUUGUUCAGCUACACAAAUGACGGGUGGACUGAAGAAGAUUCUUUAAAUUUUGUUUCGGAAGUUAUCAAUAUUUUACCUAUAGUCAUUGGGCAUCAUGAUUUACAUUUUACGGAACUGGGGUAAGUAUCACUGUUUGUCAUUUGUGAAGUGCCAUUACUGUCAAAAUGUGUCUUCAAUUGUUUUGUAGUUUUUACAAUACUUAAAUUAUUAACAAAACUAGACAAAAUUGUUUAGCUAGGUAGUCUUUUUUUUUGUUUGUCAGUAGAGCGUCUGCGUGCUCGAUCAAAUAGCCUUAGUUUAUUAUAAAGAUAAAUUCACCAUGGAAACUCUUGAGUGAAAUUGUUCUGGAAAAGAAAUGGGAUUGGUUAACAGCCUUAAAGCCGUUCGGGAUUGGUUGAAAACACAGCUUUAACCAAUGAAAAUUAAUUAAUGGUUGCCUUGAUUAACACUCCGCCAUUAUGGACGGAUUUAAUUAUCUAAAGAUUGAG
This is a messenger RNA of Photinus pyralis (common eastern firefly), 5303 nucleotides long. RefSeq names its product DNA-dependent protein kinase catalytic subunit-like. The coding region runs from base 109 to 4938 and encodes 1609 amino acids. The record is from RefSeq and is a predicted model, not a curated record. NCBI's taxonomy places the organism in Eukaryota, Metazoa, Arthropoda, Insecta, Coleoptera, Lampyridae. The transcript is spliced from 6 exons.